UAUCAUUCCUCACAAAUUAUUUCGGGCCCACAUACAAGAAGAUUACAAGUCGACUACUAUAUAUAGAUCCUCAUGCCUCCUACAUACCCUCAUCAAGCCAUUUCAAAUUGAAGUCAUUUCGAUAUGGCUGCUUGUUCAUUAAUAUCUCCGUAUGAAGUUACUACCUUCAUUCCAACAAAACAGACUUCUACCAUGGAUGAUGUUAAGGUGACGUGCAUGAAAGACCCCAACUACAAUUUAACCGUCAAAGAUGGCAGGGUGGUUUUUGCUCGCGCUUCUUCAAAUGCAUGUCAGCACUGGUGCAAGCAUGAGGAAUAUGCCAAGGGAAAGGUGGACAAAUAUGGCCGCAAAGCAUUUGCUCUUGUUAAUAAUGGUACUGGUCAGGCCCUGAAACAUUAUGCAGACGGUAAACAUGUGGAGCUGGUGGACUUCGAUCCCAGUGAUUUGGACGAGUCUCUACUUUGGACGGAUGGAUCUUCGUGGGGCAAAGGUUAUAGUCCUAUCUGGAUGAUUAACAAUGUUAAUAUGAAUUUGCAAGCUAAAGAUGGGGUUGUCCAUAGUGGCUCUACAGUUCAGAUAGCGAAUUGGAAUGGUGGUGGACCUAACCAGCUCUGGAAAAUUGUCCCCUAUUGAGGAGGAAGUCGCUAUGAUGUUGCCAAUAGCCAUCUAUCUACAUAUAUAGAUAUGUGUGUGUAUGUAUGUAUAUUCGGAAUAAAACCUUGUUGUGUAACAAUAUAGCUGUUACAACA
Molecule: messenger RNA, 749 nt
Organism: Tripterygium wilfordii
Lineage: Eukaryota; Viridiplantae; Streptophyta; Magnoliopsida; Celastrales; Celastraceae
Product: ricin B-like lectin EULS3
Exons: 5
Coding region: 124-633 (169 amino acids)
Source: RefSeq, a predicted model, not a curated record